CACCCCGCCCUGCGCGCCAUCCCGCAUCCCGCGCGCACCCUGCCCGGUGUGCAUCCUCCGCAUCCCGCGCCCCCGGCGAACGGUGUCUCCUCCCGCCGUCAUGGCCCCGGUGCCCGCGGCGAGCGCCCGGCAAGGGCCAUGAUCCGGCUGCGCGGCUGGUGCGCGAGGAGGCCCCGCGGCGCGACCCGGCCCGCGGGGCCUGCGGGGAAGCGCUGGGCGUCGGGCGGGCCCGGGGGCCGCGCUCUCCGGGUGCUGGUGGACAUGGACGGCGUGCUGGCCGACUUCGAGGGCGGCUUCCUCAGGAAGUUCCGAGCGCGCUUCCCCGACCAGCCCUUCAUCGCGCUGGAGGACCGGCGCGGCUUCUGGGUGUCGGAGCAGUACGGCCGCCUGCAGCCCGGGCUGAGCGAGAAGGCCAUCAGCAUAUGGGAGUCGGAGAAUUUCUUCUUUGACCUCGAGCCUCUCCCAGGGGCUGUGGAAGCUGUGAAGCAGAUGGCCAACCUGGAGAGCACCGAGGUCUUUAUCUGCACGAGCCCCAUCAAGAUGUACAAGUACUGUCCCUUCGAGAAGUACGCCUGGGUGGAGAAGCACUUGGGCUCCGACUUUCUGGAGCAGAUCGUGCUGACCAGAGACAAGACCGUGGUCUCUGCCGACCUGCUCAUAGACGACCGGGUGGACAUUACAGGGGCCGAGCCCAACCCCAGCUGGGAACACGUCCUCUUCACCGCCUGUCACAACAGGCACACGCAGCUGCAGCCCCCCAGCCGCAGGCUACACUCGUGGGCAGACGACUGGAGGGCCAUCCUGGACAGCAAGCGGCCCCGCUGAGCUGCGCUGACCCCCGGCUCCCCCGGCGUCCCCCCUCAGGGCCUUACACGGACCUCGGGGCAGGGCUGGCCCAGGGUCCUGCACGGGGCACGGCGGCCCGGGCCUGGCCAGGCUGUCACCAGGGGCUCCAGGCCCCUCCCUCAGGGAAGCCCCCAUCCCCACCCCACAGCCGUCCACAGAGGGUGCCAGCGGCCACCUGGUCCGAGAGGCAACGCAGGGCUGAGCAUCACACCCUCACCACAGCCCCUGCCGCCCGCCCUGGGCUCCGCGGACACCGAGCGAGUUCCACGUCACGCCAGGCCCUGGGCUGGGGCCACCCCAGGGCCCUGCCUUUGCCCAGAGGGCUCUGCCCCCGCCGCACAGCGGACCCCCCCCUUCAGAUGUGGACGUUUGCUGGAGGCACGAACAAUAAACACUGGUCUCCA
Phacochoerus africanus (Common warthog) is the source of this 1250-nucleotide messenger RNA. RefSeq names its product 5',3'-nucleotidase, mitochondrial (gene NT5M). Lineage: Eukaryota; Metazoa; Chordata; Mammalia; Artiodactyla; Suidae. Gene Ontology annotation, molecular function: 5'-nucleotidase activity. Bases 139 to 825 code for a protein of 228 amino acids. The transcript is spliced from 5 exons. Gene Ontology annotation, biological process: pyrimidine deoxyribonucleotide catabolic process. The record is from RefSeq and is a predicted model, not a curated record.